GGCCAAGCUGGACGUUUGUUGAUGUUGACGAGUUCAAACAGCGAAAGAAGCCAAGUAUUUAUGUGAUCUGUGAUCAUUGUGUGACAAAUUGGUUGUCACUUCAUGAUGAGCAACUAUGGCAAGGCACAUGCCUCCCCUCCCCCGUCUGUCAACGGUUCUCCCCCAAUGUCACCUGUACCAGGGGCAGGCCCGGAGCAGAUGUGGGGGGCAUCCACAGGAGAUAAUACACGUCUACGAGCACGGCUAACAGCUACAGCAAAGAGAUCAAAGUAUCUGGGCAGACUUCUAAAAUUCAGACAAAUGGACUUUGAAUAUGCAUUUUGGCAGAUGUUGUAUUUGUUUGUCUCCCCACAAAAGGUGUACCGAAACUUUCAGUACAGAAAACAGACCAAGGACCAAUGGGCUAGAGACGACCCAGCCUUCCUGGUCUUGCUUAGUUUUUGGCUGUUUGUUUCCUCCAUUGGAUUUUCACUCUCGCUACAUUUGGGGAUUACUGGUUUCAUCAAAUUUUUUCUUUGGGUAGUAUUUGUGGACUGCAUUGGUGUAGGCAUAUUGAUAGCCUCCUUAUUUUGGUUAAUCAUGAACCGCUACAUGAUCACCAUGCCACGGAGGGGACAGGAUGUAGAGUGGGGAUAUGCCUUUGAUGUUCAUCUCAACGCUUUCUUUCCUCUGCUCAUGAUUUUGCACCUUUUCCAACUUGUAUUUUACUAUGCAUUAAUAGACAAUGACCGCUUUGUGGGGUGCUUGGUGGGGAACACGUGCUGGCUUAUUGCACUGACUUACUACAUAUACAUCACAUUCUUGGGCUAUAGUGCCCUGCCAUUUCUGAAGAACACACGGUCUAUAUUGUUUGCGAUCACAGGUAUUAUUUUAGUAUACCUGCUAUCUCUCAUUUUCAAGUGGAAUUUCACCAGGGGUCUCUGUUCAUUUUAUACCAAACGAGUUAUGUAGCAUAAUACCCAUAUCAGAUGCUUAUUGUACAUAGCUGUGUAAAUACCAAAUGUGUCAAUGUGUACAUAAACCUGUAAGUAAGAGGGUGGGAGCUUGAAAAUAGCUGACAGACAAUAUGUGAUAGUUCGUGUAUAUGGGGCAAAUAUUUGUUACAAUGUGCACUGCUCUGUUGUACAGGUUAGCUUUUGCAAGGAAUGGUAAUUUAAGAUGUUUAUGAAAACUUUGUUCUUGUAUUAAGCUAUUUUGACUGGUGCAGUAAUAGUGUAUAUACAUCUUAAAACCAUUAUGAUAUAUGCUAUACGUUUUGAGUAUUACCCCAGGGCACGUUGCACACUGUAGACUGCAGCUGCUAUUCAGUACACAUAGUGUAUAGGUUUACUGUAAACUCAUCCUGAAUCGUCACAUGCCUACAUUUGAUAAUGCCACAGUGAUAACAGGUGAUACAUAUCAUUUAAGUUGACCCUUUUUAAUGAGCCUUUAAAGUGCCCAGUGCCUUGGCCCAUGUUACAUAACAAAACAAGUCCGGCAAAAUGCUAGUUGGGACAACUAACAAACCAUAACAACUGACAUGGAUUACCUCCCUUGUGCAAUGGGAGAUAUUUGUAUGAAAAGUGUAUUUAUACAGGGGGCUGUGCUGCAGAUUAUGAGGAACAAAUCUGUUCGCCUGUUUCAAGUCCAGUUUUCUUCAUUUUUCCUGUAUAGGCGAAGUCAUACCUUCUCAGACAAAAUCCAACCUCACUAAUGGCUAAUGCAUGGUAUUAAAAAAUUUAUAAAAAUUUGUAACACAAGUCAUUUUAUAAUUCCUUAUCAGAUAGCUAUUAAGUUGAUGAUCUCUGCUGUAUAAUGAUGUAACAUGCAGAGAUUGUCUUCCCAGUAGAUGCUAUAUAUGUAUUAUAACUAUAUGGUUAAUUUAAACUCACUUUUAAACUUAAAGUUUAAGCUCUGUUUGACAUUACUGGACAAGGAUUAGUAUAUGUCACCUUUAAUUUUUUUAGUAUGUGAUUGAACUGCUGCUGUGUCUGCAUAUGAAGAAAACAAAAUAACACUUACACAUUUUUAUAUGAAUCAAGGUUUCAGCUGUUAUAAUUUGGCCAUACAUGUAUGGACACCAUUGAUAGAAUUUCACAAAAAUUUCUCAAGUAUGUGACCAGUAUUCUCUGGUACAGCCUCAUUAAGUAUUACUCAUAAUGUACUUCAGAAGUUUGCUACUGUUGUAAUGUAUGUGAUAAUAAAGAUGUAGGUUUCCAUUAAGUUUCAUAUAUUGUGAUGACGUAUGUGGGAAGGUCUGCCAGCAACCUGAUGAUGGUUGUGGGUUUCCCCCGGGCUCGGGCCAGUUUCCUCCCACCAUAAUGCUGGCCACCGUUGUAUAAGUGAAAUAUUCUUGAGUACGGUGUAAAACACCGAUCAAAUAAAUAAAUAUUGUGAUGAGAAAUGUUUUCAUAUGGGUUUUGUUGUGUGGGUCAUGGGUAUAGUAAACAAGGAAGUGAGGAUGUUGAUGACCUACAUGUAUCAGACAAGUAUUCACAUUAGCCGUAAUAGGAAAAUCUGAUGGUACACAUCUGUUAAAAUUUGUUUUAAUGCUUCAUCUUUGCAUUUGCUUUCUAUUAACAUCACAAAAUACAGCUAUAAAAACAGUAUAUCAUAAAGGAGUUGCCUGUGCAUACAGAGGGUGUUCGCUCCCAACUCAGUGUACAUAUAAUCCUUGACCUAGUAUAUUCAUUUUUUGAUGAGCACUCUCUUCUGUAUGCAAAGUUGUUUUAUUAAAUCAUUGUGCAGAGGAAUAAAAUACAUGAUAGA
Molecule: messenger RNA, 2748 nt
Organism: Liolophura sinensis
Lineage: Eukaryota; Metazoa; Mollusca; Polyplacophora; Chitonida; Chitonidae
Product: protein unc-50 homolog
Exons: 8
Coding region: 103-951 (282 amino acids)
Cellular component (GO): Golgi membrane
Source: RefSeq, a predicted model, not a curated record